Molecule: messenger RNA, 222 nt
Organism: Haemonchus placei
Lineage: Eukaryota; Metazoa; Nematoda; Chromadorea; Rhabditida; Trichostrongylidae
Source: the annotation of a GenBank genome assembly
AUGUUGGUGUUCGAAGGCAAAGAGGACUUGAUCAUACUGGGAAUCAACGCUUUUCCAUCAAUGGGAUAUCAGGUCAAGAAAAGCCUGCGAGGACCGAGAGAAAAGAAGACAUCACGACAGCGAGAAGAAACCGAAUCGAAUCCUGUGGCUGUUGCGAAACAGAGAGUCUUCAUAGCUCCCGUACCAACCAAAUACGUGGACCUCAAGUGUGAAGAAGAAUGA